AUGUCCGACGCCCCCGUCUCCUUCCUUCCCUACGGUGCAAUCAUCCAGUCGCUGAACGUCGGCGGGCUCAAUAUCGUGCAGGGCUUCCCGCGCCAGGAGGACUAUGAGAAGUUCAACUUCCCCUAUUUUGGCGCGACCAUUGGCCGUGUCGCGAACCGCAUCAAGGGCGCUCAGCUCGACAGCAUCAAUGGUGGCAAGACCUAUGCGCUGGCAAAAAACAACGGCCCUAACAACCUACACGGCGGCAAUGUUGGCUGGGACAAGAAGGUGUGGAAUGGGCCGACUCCGAUGGGUAUCAGGCAGAUUCCUGGACUAGGAGAGAUCGAGGGUGGUGAGAGCGUAAAGUUCGAUCUGGUUAGCCCUGAUGGUGAGGAGGGUUUCCCUGGUACUGUAGAGGUCAGCGUGGUGUAUACCGUUGGCAAGCAGCAGCAGGAUGGUAAGGAGGUGAUUGUGCUGGGUAUGGAGUAUGAGGCUGAGCUGGUUGGCGGUGCUGAGGAGACGGUCGUUAACCUGACGAACCACUCCUACUUCAACCUCUCCGGCGCCCCUACCAUCGAAGGCACAGUCGUCACCCUCUGCACAAACACCCACCUCCCGCUCGACGACGGCGGCAUCCCCAUCGCCGGCCCCGCUCCCUUCCCCAAGGUCGAGGGCAACACACCUUUCGUUCUGGGCGCUGUCGAUCCCGAUAUUGAUGACUGUUUCGUUGUCAACACCGACAGCAAAACCAUCCCGAUCGACACUCGCAACGAGAAGCUCGUCAAGCUGGUCGAGGCGCACCACCCUGACUCCAAGGUUCACCUUGAGGUGUACAGUACCGAGCCGGCCUUCCAGUUCUACACGGGCAAGUACAUUGAUGUGCCAGAGGUUCCUGGCGCUCUGGCGAGGGGUAAAAGGAGUGGUUUCUGUGUUGAGCCGAGCCGGUAUGUGAACGCGAUCAAUGUGGAGGAGUGGAAGAACCAGGUGCUGCUGAAGAAGGGCGAGAAGUACGGCUCCAGGAUUGUGUACCGCGCUUGGAGGGAGUAG
Thermochaetoides thermophila DSM 1495 is the source of this 1026-nucleotide messenger RNA. RefSeq names its product putative carbohydrate binding protein. The record is from RefSeq and is a predicted model, not a curated record. Gene Ontology annotation, molecular function: aldose 1-epimerase activity; carbohydrate binding. NCBI's taxonomy places the organism in Eukaryota, Fungi, Ascomycota, Sordariomycetes, Sordariales, Chaetomiaceae. Bases 1 to 1026 code for a protein of 341 amino acids. Gene Ontology annotation, biological process: beta-D-galactose catabolic process via UDP-galactose, Leloir pathway; glucose metabolic process. The transcript has 2 exons.